UAGAAGUUUUUUUUCCCAAGGCUGCAAGGGCCUUGAUAUCUGGGCCUGUUUGCUUAAAAUCUUCAAGGCAAAAAGGCCUCUAUUUUUGGAAAAUGGCGUCUAGAGAAAAUCCUCGGAUGAAAGCCUACAAGAACAGGGCUUUGGAUACUUCUGAAAUGCGGCGUAGAAGAGAAGAAGAGGGCGUCCAACUUCGGAAAGCUAAGCGAGAGGAGCAGAUGUUUAAGCGACGUAAUGUUGAUGUGAGCAAGGAAGGAGUGCAAGCUAGCGAGCUGGAAAGCCUUCUGACCAGUGAUUGGCAGGGACCUUUGUUCCAAGACAUGGUUCAAGCUGUUUUUUCAGAGGAUCCUUCAAGAGAAUUAGCAGCAACUCAAAGAUUUAGAAAAAUAUUAUCAAAAGAACCAAAUCCUCCUAUCGAUGAUGUGAUAAAGUGUGGAGUUAUUCCAAAGUUUGUAGAAUUUCUUCAAAGGGAUGACAACAGUUCAUUACAGUUUGAGGCUGCAUGGGCACUGACCAAUGUUGCAUCAGGAACCUCAAUGCAGACAAGAGAGACAGUUAAUGCUGGUGCUGUACCAUGUUUUAUUAAAUUACUGGAAUCUACUUAUGAUGAUGUACAGGAACAGGCUGUGUGGGCUCUAGGAAAUAUAGCUGGAGACAGUGCAGAAUGUCGGGAUUAUGUUCUUAGCUGUGGUGUACUUAUCCCUUUUUUAAAUCUAAUAACAAAAUCAACACGUCUGUCUAUGACAAGGAAUCUUGUAUGGGCUUUAUCAAAUCUUUGUCGAGGCAGACAUCCUCCUCCAGAUUUUUCAAAGGUUUCACCGUGUUUACCAGUUCUUAGUAGACUUCUAUUCAGCACAGAUGCUGAUGUAUUGGCCGAUACAUGUUGGGCUUUAUCGUAUCUAUCUGAUGGACCAAACGAGAAAAUACAGGCUGUCAUUGAUUCUGGAGUUUGUAGAAGACUAGUAGAACUACUUAUGCACAACCAAAAUAAUGUUAUAUCAGCAGCUUUGAGAGCAGUUGGGAAUAUAGUUACUGGAGAUGAUGUACAAACACAGGUUAUUUUGAACUGCAAUGUUCUGCCAAGUCUUUUGCAUUUAUUAAGCAGCUCAAAGGAAAGUAUAAGAAAGGAAGCUUGUUGGACAAUAUCAAACAUUACGGCAGGAAACAGAUUGCAAAUACAGGCUGUAAUCGAUGCCAAUAUUGUCCCUAUGCUAAUAGAAAUACUCAAUAAAGCUGAGUUUAAAACACGAAAGGAGGCUGCCUGGGCUGUUGCCAAUGCAACAUCAGGGGGUACACCAGAACAGAUUAGGUACAUUGUAAGCCAAGGAGCAGUACGACCUCUAUGUGAUUUAUUAACAGUGUUUAACCCCAAGAUUGUCCAAGUAGGAUUAAAUGCGUUGGAUAACAUUCUAAAAAUUGGUCAAACUGAUUCUAAACAAGAAGGAAAGCCAAACCCUUAUGCUAUUAUGGUAGAAGAAGCGUAUGGGUUAGACAAGAUAGAGUUCCUGCAAGGACAUGACAAUGAAGAAAUUUAUAGAAAAGCUUUUGAAAUAAUUGAAAAUUACUUUGGAGCAGAUGAAGAAGAUGAAAAACUCAUGCCAACAACAGAUGCUGAUGCCACACAGUACCAAUUUGGUGGUAAUAACAUUGAUAUGCCUCAAGAAGGCUUCCAGUUCUGAACCAAUUGUAAGGAGUGUGAUUGAAGCCUGAUAUGAGAUGAAGCAUCGUCAUGGCAAUGCUUGGCAGAGAAUGGACUGCACCCUUUGCACUUCUCUCUGUCAGAAAAACAAAAUGGUGUGAGCUUGUAUAGCUUUCAAAGGUGCCUUUUGUGGCAUAAUUAACAGAAUGACAAGAUUCUUGAACCAUGGUUAUAUUUAAUGGUAUUUUGGAACUUGAACUGUGGAUACAGAGAGGGGUUUCAAUGAAAGCCCUCUUAAUCACAAAUUCAAGGGUGUCUUGCUGGUGUUGAUGACUUCUACAUGAAUAUCUAAAUUCUCCUUAAACCCCUAAAGAGUUUAUUUUUAUUAUUAUUUUGUUGUUAACAAUCAUUGCAAUAAUUUUGUCAUGCUAAACUUAUAGUUAUUGUUGGAAUUAAACGUAAAUUAAUUUUUAAAUCUUUACUCGCCAGAUUUAUUGCAAUUAUUGUGCAUGGUUUAGUAAGGAGAAUUUAUAUGUUCAUCAGUUACCUUUGUGCACUUGCCUAGACCCUGUAAUCAAAUGUAAAGAUGAGAGAAGUGAACUGUAUUUAUCAUGAACUGAAGUUGUAAAAUUCACAGGCCUGUAACACACUCUAUAAUAUUGUUCUUUGGUUACAAUAUCAAAUACGAACAAUGCUAUUUCCUAAUUCAAUCAAACACAAAGAGUUUGGGAUGACUGGACAUCCUAGGUACAUUAAUUUUGUAUGACAAUUGGGCAUGCUUUUAAUCACAUGAGAAAGUUUAAAGAUAUCUCGAUAACACUUCAUGCUAUGUUGUAUAUUAAAUGUAACUAGAGAGAGAAACACGAGCCAUUAAAUCAGUUUUGUUAUUUUUUCACAAGUAAAAGUAUUGUCUGCACUAUAAUAGAUGAAGGGAUGGCAAAUAGUAUCUCGCUGUCUUGGCAAAAAUUUACUCAAAUUCUCGUUCUUGUCUGGACUUAACAAUCAGAUUUUUCUGACAAAGUCCUGUUUCUAGUUUUUGGCCUCAUGACUUGACAGCUAUCAGAUUCGUCACCCCUAAAUAUAAGAAGCAUGCCCAACUGCAUUUAUCCCAGAGUCUACAUCCAAAUUAUGGCCUGCUUUUCUGGAUGGUAUGAAUGAUUGUCCUUCUUAGUUUGAUAUGGACAGUUUUUCUUUCAGUUUGUCUCAGAGUCUAUAAAAUGAUGAGCUGAGAUAAAGUAAAAUGGUCUUUAGUAUUAUUUUGAGCAAGGUCCAGAAAAAUAAGAAAUAAAAAGAUGUUUAAUAUUUU
Messenger RNA from Exaiptasia diaphana, 2942 nucleotides. Its product is annotated as importin subunit alpha-7. Lineage: Eukaryota; Metazoa; Cnidaria; Anthozoa; Actiniaria; Aiptasiidae. Gene Ontology annotation, biological process: NLS-bearing protein import into nucleus. Bases 93 to 1676 code for a protein of 527 amino acids. The record is from RefSeq and is a predicted model, not a curated record. Gene Ontology annotation, cellular component: nucleoplasm; cytoplasm; nucleus. Gene Ontology annotation, molecular function: nuclear import signal receptor activity; protein binding. The transcript has 12 exons.